CAUGAGAAAAGUGAAUUUGUCAAACAUUUUUACACUAGUAUUACCUGCAUAAAAUUUCCUUGUAGCUGCGCCGUAGCACUAAACCGACGGUUGGAGCAUCUGCCAAGAUGACAAUGGACGACGAAAGUUCGAUAUACGUUGGCGGUCUACCGUAUAGUACUACCGAAGAAACUCUCCGGAAAGUCUUUGAUAUAUACGGCUCCGUGGUCGAAGUCAAGAUAAUAAAUGACCAUCAAGUUAGGGGAAAGUGUUAUGGUUUUGUCACCUUCACAAACCCUCGAUCUGCUCAGCAGGCUAUCUCUGAUAUGGAUGGACAGACCAUGGAUGGGCGGGCCAUACGAGUAAAUGACGUCAAGACCAGAGGUGGUAGGUCAAAUUUUGGUCAUCAAACUUCUCAUCGUCACACUAGAAGAGGCUUGGACAGCGGCAAAGGUACCUGGGAAAGAGACAGUGAUUAUGAUUAUGAUAGACAUAAGGAUGGACAUAUGGACCGGUCUCAAGACCGUGAUCACUACAGGGAGAGAGAAUACCCUAGAAUACAUAAUCGUGGUCGAGAAAGAGACUAUAAUGGGGAUAGAGAUAAAGCUGAAAACUACAGAAGAGAUAUGGAUUAUGAUAAAGACCAUCAAAGUAAUAAUAGUGACAGCUUUGAAAGAAUCAGAGAUCAGCGUAGAAAGAGGCAGAAGAAUGAUGACAAUCAUGAAAGAAGAGAUAGGGGACUAACUUCUAAGUUAACUAAUGGGUCUAGUAUACAUCUCUUUAAUAGAGAUCAUUCACCCGAAUCAAGUGAAAACAACCAUGACGAGGUCGAAAAACAACUGGAGAUUUCAAAUAGAAAGCUUGAUGAACUUCAACAUGAGAUACCUCAGAUUGAGGAAAAGCUGCAGCAGAAGACAAUGUUUGUUUCAGAGUUACAGGAAAAGCUUCAGAAGCUAGAGGAUUCACUAAAAGCUGUAAAGUCGCUGAGGUUGCAGAGGCAGCUACAAGUGGCCAAGUUGCACAAAUGUUAUCUCCAUGUACGAGAUUGUGGUGAAAGACUUAAAGCUUCUGAACAGGAGUUACAGUCACUGGUCCAUUCAACAAUGCUGGACAUGGAAUGUGAUGGCCAUGGUUUCGAUAUAGAGGUUUGAUAAUUUAAUAUAGUUGAUGUUUUUUUGGAACUCUAUCCCUCAUAUUGCAGGGAAAGAACAUGAUUUGGUGUGUGAAGAUCAACAUAAUAUAUCUGUCUAUUCGGGCUUUAUGUCAACUGCCAUUUGGCUACAUAUAUAUCGUUUAAUGGGUAACUGACAAAUGUAAUUGUACUUGGUGGAAUGCUUUAAAUUUCUAGUUCGAGGCACAAGUGCACAACUGUACUUGCACGUCGAUGUAUUUAGGACAGAGCUGAAGAACAAAACUACUUUUAAA
Molecule: messenger RNA, 1404 nt
Organism: Cuscuta europaea
Lineage: Eukaryota; Viridiplantae; Streptophyta; Magnoliopsida; Solanales; Convolvulaceae
Source: the annotation of a GenBank genome assembly